Molecule: messenger RNA, 808 nt
Organism: Pyrus x bretschneideri (Chinese white pear)
Lineage: Eukaryota; Viridiplantae; Streptophyta; Magnoliopsida; Rosales; Rosaceae
Product: ribonuclease S-5
Exons: 2
Coding region: 12-695 (227 amino acids)
Molecular function (GO): ribonuclease T2 activity; RNA binding
Source: RefSeq, a predicted model, not a curated record
AAUAUUAUUCAAUGGGGAUUACGGGGAUGAUAUACAUGGUUACGAUGGUAUUUUCAUUACUUGUAUCAAUAUUGUCUUCGUCCACGGUGGGAUUCGAUUAUUUUCAAUUUACGCAGCAAUAUCAGCCGGCUGCCUGCAACUCUAAUCCUACUCCUUGUAAGGAUCCUACUGACAAGUUGUUUACGGUUCACGGUUUGUGGCCUUCAAACAAAAUAGGAGGCGACCCAGAAUAUUGCAAGAUAAGGAAUCCUCGGAAGAGAGCAAAAAAACUCGAACCCCAGUUGGAAAUUAUUUGGCCGAACGUGCUCGAUCGAACCAAUCAUACAGGCUUCUGGAGUAGACAGUGGAAAAAACAUGGCGCCUGUGGGUAUCCCACAAUACAGAACGAGAAUGAUUACUUUGAAACAGUAAUCAAAAUGUACAUAACCGAGAAACAAAACGUCUCUCGAAUCCUCUCAAAUGCAAAGAUUGAACCGGACGGGAAAAGCAGAGCGCUGGUGGACAUUGAAAAUGCCAUACGCAACGGUACCAACAAUAAGUUACCAAAAUUGAAGUGCCAAAAGAAGACUAGGGUGACUGAAUUGGUUGAGAUCACUCUUUGCAGCGAUAAAAAUAGAGCACAUUUCAUUGAUUGCCCCAACCCCUUUCUACCAGGAUCACCAUAUUUAUGCCCCAACAACAGUAUCCACUAUUAAGAGCGCGGCUAUAUAUAUAGAACUAGUUUGCUUAAUUAUUUAUAGCUCGGAUGAAUAUGUGAAUUUUCCUUUCAUGUGAAGUUAUACGUUGGCCUAUAUACGGAUAUUAUAAU